Molecule: messenger RNA, 417 nt
Organism: Dentiscutata heterogama
Lineage: Eukaryota; Fungi; Glomeromycota; Glomeromycetes; Diversisporales; Gigasporaceae
Source: the annotation of a GenBank genome assembly
GGUGAUACGAUUAUUGCAGCUAAAGAUGAUCAAACUGUGCAACCACAAAAAGAAUUAUUGUGGAAGUUGGCAAAUGAAUUGUUCGAUGUUUUUUCUCCAACUGACCCUAAAAUACAUGAAUUAUUUAUAGAAGCAAAAGAAAUGACUAAUAUAGGGUUUUAUAAUAUGCUAACAUGUUAUGACAAAGGUAUAGCUUGGCUUGAGCCAAUUUUACAUCAAGAUGUUCAACCAUUACACAAUAAUCAGGUUCAAUCGUCACAAAGUAAUCAGGUUGAGAAUGAGGAGGAUAUACUUAAUUAUGAUUCUUUACCUGAAGACAUAGCUAUUGAAAUUCUAAGAAAGUUUCAAGGUUAUAGUCAAAAUUGGGAUAUGCAACGUAUGCGAACUUAUUGGAAAAAUAAUCGUAACAAUAAAUGA